Molecule: messenger RNA, 1149 nt
Organism: Strongylocentrotus purpuratus (purple sea urchin)
Lineage: Eukaryota; Metazoa; Echinodermata; Echinoidea; Camarodonta; Strongylocentrotidae
Exons: 4
Coding region: 1-1149 (382 amino acids)
Cellular component (GO): membrane
Source: RefSeq, a predicted model, not a curated record
AUGACUUACGAUGUUUACAUGAUCAGAGAUGUAACACUAGUGGACGGAGAGACACCAAACGAGGGCCGAGUAGAAUACUACUUCAGAUCAGAACAUUUGUCUCGGGAGCCAGCUUGUGGAGAUGGGCUCGGUUCUACAGAAGCAUCGGUUAUCUGCAGGCAGUUCGGAUACCCGGGAGUCAAUGAAGUUUUAGCUCAGUGGCCUUUCGGAGCCGGUGAUAAAACUGCAAACAACAUAUUGAAUUGUAUGGGAGGCUUAUAUAUCGGUGCUGGAGCCGGUGGUGGUAUCCUGCUUCUCAUCGUCAUCAUCCUCCUGGUCGUUUUCAUAAUACGGCGAUCAAAGGACAAAGGCUCCUCAGGCGAUCACAACAUUUUGGAACUGCGAUCAAUGCCUGAUGGGUCCGAUCUGGGCAAUUUUCCACCUUUACCGUUCUCACCAAACAACUACUCUCUAGAAAAUGGGCAUACCAAUAUGGCCGCCGAUGACCUCACCACAGGAACAGGUGUGGAAGAAAGUGACUACGCUUUUAUAGCCGAGACGGACAUGAAUCCGGUAAAUAGUGCGAGAAACGGUUCUACCUAUGAGGAUGUUCCACGACUGGAGAGCACUUCAGGGAGUCUCAGACCCCCGCAGCCUGCGCCCAGGAAAUCAACCAAAGACACACAAUUCGCCAUGCAUCCCGUACAUCAGCUGUACACCACACCUGACGAAAGCCAGCUGAGUAAUGGACAUCGUGACUCUAUCCCUGAGUACGCGGUUUCUCAGAAAUUCCGCAAGGAACCCAUUAGUCAAGCAAUUCCUCAAGCGCCGCCUUCUGCUUUAGGACCUGAAGACAUAAACGGCCUCUACACCAUGCCCGAUAAGUCUAGGAACAUGACGAAAGCAAAGAAAGUGUUGGAUAGUGACAUGGGCAGACCUGCAGGUAUUGACAAUGCCUUGUAUAUCUGUCGUGGAGAGGAUAACCUUCAGGAAGGCGAGACACCAAACGAGUACGCUACUGACAAGGAUGGCAUGGGUGGCGAAGACGAAAGUGAUGGUGACACAGGGAUGGUUGAAAAUGAUCUGUAUAAAACCUCCCACGGACCUACUGGUGGUGACACAGGAAUGGUUGAAAAUGAUCUGUAUGACACCUCCUACAGACCUACUUGA